CCAGUUGACCAGAAGAGAAGUUCAAAUUCCUAUGUUGGUGAAAGAAAUAACACAAAUAUUCUUCUUGAAACCCCACACGGCGUACGAAUACAUGUAAUUGACCAAAUUACAUCCAUUAGAAGAAGAAGUAGCAGCAGCAACAACAGAAGAAAUUGUUCAAAACAUCAAGAAAUCAAAAGAUUAAAGAAAGAAUGGAAAGGGGUGAAGAAAGGGAGCUAACCAACUAUGACUUACAAGUAUCUUUCUCAGCACCUCCUUCUCAUGCCAAUAAUAUCCAUGAUUUGGGGUUUGUACACUUUGCAGAUCAUAACCAGAUGAUGAGCUUCUUAGCUCCUCCUUCCUCACACUCACAACUGUCUUCUCAACUACCUCAGCCUCUACAAGCUGCUGCCACCACCACCGUCACGCCUCCCACCACCACCACAAACGCCACCGUUGCAGCCGCCUCAAAUAACAUUAGCAGUGCCCUAGGGUUUAACCACAACGAACUUGUCAAUAGACCUUCUUGGAAUAACAAUCAGGUGGAAACACUAGAUCCCAAGAUUGUUAAUGACGAAAAUUGCAGCGGUAAUGCCAGCGAGGGUAACAAUUCAUGGUGGAAGAAUUCAUCUUCAGACAAAGGAAAGGUGAAGAUAAGGAGAAAGCUAAGAGAACCAAGGUUUUGUUUCCAAACAAGGAGUGAUAUUGAUGUUCUUGAUGAUGGAUAUAAAUGGAGAAAAUAUGGCCAAAAAGUUGUCAAGAACAGCCUUCAUCCCAGGAGUUACUAUAGAUGUACACAUAGUAAUUGCCGAGUGAAGAAGAGAGUUGAAAGGCUUUCAGAAGAUUGCCGUAUGGUAAUAACAACCUAUGAAGGUAGACAUAACCAUUCUCCUUCUGAUGAUUCAAACUCUUCCGAACAUGAUUGUUUCACCUCUUUCUAGAAAAAUCAGAGCUUAUGUAUAUACUACCUCUUUCAAACCAAAUAUUAUAUUGUCACAAAUCAUUAUAUUGUCAUGUUACUAUGGUGGAUUUUAUUACUUUGUUACGUUAGAUUCUUAUUUCGUAUUAUGUAUGGCUUAACAAUAUGUCAAGCCCAUAAUUUAUAUUUAAUAUAUA
This is a messenger RNA of Nicotiana tabacum (common tobacco), 1095 nucleotides long. RefSeq names its product putative WRKY transcription factor 12. The record is from RefSeq and is a predicted model, not a curated record. Lineage: Eukaryota; Viridiplantae; Streptophyta; Magnoliopsida; Solanales; Solanaceae. Gene Ontology annotation, molecular function: sequence-specific DNA binding; DNA-binding transcription factor activity. Gene Ontology annotation, biological process: regulation of DNA-templated transcription.